GCCGCUGUCCCCGCCCCGGGGCGCUCCCGCCGCUUCCUGCGGGCACGGCCGGGACGGGGCGGGCCGGGACGGGCCGGGGCGGCGGCGGUAGCGGAGCGCGAGCCGCCCUGUGCCCCACAGGUGCCAGGGGAUGCCGGGAUGCCAGUGCCCGCGUGCCCACAGCGCCCUGCCCUGAGCCCAGAGCCCGGCUGUGCCAUGGAGGAUCCGCCCAGCACCAGGACCGAGGCGUGGGCCGAGGGGCUCCACAAUGCCAACAACAACGCGUCCCCGGGGGGGUGGCCGGCUGCCCGCGGCGGGCACCCCCUGGCAGCUUUCGGGAGCCCCGGGGCCAAGCCCAGCUACCUGGACCGCGUGGUGCAGGAGAUCGUGGAGUCAGAGCGCACCUACGCCCGCGACCUGCGCAGCAUCGUGGAGGGUUACCUGGGCAAGAUCAUCGACGCGGAGGAGCCGGUGCUGCGGCCGGAGCAGGUCAGCGCGCUCUUCGGGAACAUCGAGGACAUCUACGAGCUCAGCAGCACCCUCCUGCAAAACCUGGAGAGCUGUGCCAAUGACCCCGUGGCUGUGGCCGUGUGCUUUGUCACCCGGAGCCAGGAAUUUGCCAUCUACACCCAGUACUGCAACAAUUACCCCAGUUCGGUGGCAGCACUGACCGAGUGCAUGCGGAGCAAGGUCCAGGCACGGUUCCUGCGGGAAUGCCAGGAGCAACUGCGCCACGCGCUGCCCCUCGGGGCCUACCUGCUUAAGCCUGUCCAGAGGAUCCUCAAGUACCACCUGCUGCUCCAGGAGAUCGCCAGGCACUUUGAGCACAAGGCAGGGGAUGACUACGAGCUGGUGCUGGAGGCCAUCGACACCAUGACCUGCGUGGCCUGGUACAUCAAUGACAUGAAGCGCAAGCACGAGCACGCCAUCCGCCAGCAGGAGAUCCAGUCGCUGCUGCUGGGCUGGAAGGGGCCGGACCUGACAAGCUACGGGGAGCUGGUGCUGGAGGGCACGUUCCGGGCACAGCGGGUGCGCCAUGAGCGUGCCCUCUUCCUCUUUGACAAGGCCCUGCUCAUCACCAAGCGCCGGGGCGACCACUAUGUCUACAAGAGCCACAUUCCGUGCUCCUCGCUGAUGCUGAUUGAGAGCACGCGGGACUCGCUGUGCUUCAGCCUGGCACACUACAAGCAUGGCAAGCAGCAGCACAGCCUGCAGGCCAAGAGUGUGGAGGAGAAGCGCAUGUGGACUCACCACAUCAAGAGGCUCAUCCUGGAGAACCACCACGCCACCAUCCCCCAAAAGGCUAAGGAAGCCAUCCUGGAGAUGGACCUGUUCUACCCCCCACGCCUGCCCCGCUGCAGCCCUGAGCGCCUGAAGAAGAGCUGGUCCUGCCAGCCCCUGGGUGACGCUGCCACCGAGCCUCUGCAGGGACGCCGGCAGUCGGAGCCCUUCCAGCACCAUGGGCACACGGAGACGCUGCUGGAGCGGCUGCAGGGACAUGAAGGGCGCAGGCAGUCGGGUGUGAACAACGGACGGGAUCAGGGGGCUCGGGGUGCUGAUGAGUUGGGGGACACGGGGGUUAUGCCACUGUCAUCUCCCCUCCCUCCAGAGCCCACCAAGCACAACCUGUGGCACCUCGGCGAGCAAGAGUUGAAGAACACUGGCAGCGACGGGGCGCUCCUGGAAGUGGGGGAACCACCCCAGCACCCCAAAGCCUGGACAGUGGCUGAGGGCGUGGUGGUGGAGGAAGAGGAGGAGGAGGAAGAGAAGGCUUUGGGCAAGGACUGCCAGGAGGAGCUGCAGGACACCAGGGAUCUGCUGUUAGAGCCCCAGGAGGAGCAGGCUGGGGGACCCCCAUGGGUGCUGGAGGGACCUAAGCGGCCGAGCAGCUGGGGGCCAGGGAGCUGUGAGAAGGUCAGUGCAAGCCCCCGGCCCUCACCCGGGGGUGCCCAGGGAUCCAGCACCCACCCCCCUAACAGCAGUGCUGGGGAGCACCCCAAGGGCCCCAAAUCCCCAUCCCUGGUGGGGACCCUGGCACUCCCCAGUGGGGACAGGGAACCAGAGCGCGCUGCGGAGGAUUUGCAGGUGCUGAGCAGCGAGGAGGAGGAGGAGGAAGAGGAGGAGGGGGAAGGUGCCGCCAGCAUCCUACCACCCUCAGUGCUGGACCAGGCCAGCGUCAUUGCCGAGCGGUUUGGCGGUGGCAGCAGCUUGUCCCGACGGAGCAGCCUGGCGCUGGAGGGGCCCCUGGGACGCACCCCCAGCCAUGGUGGCAGCACCCUCAGCCUGGAUGGGGGCCCCCCACUCGAAUCUGAAGAGCCCGGGGGGUCCCGCAGCGCCAUCCCCUCGCCCGAGCCCUUUGCCAGAGCCCGCCGGGAGUCGCUGCUCUCCAACCGGGACCGGCUGCUGCUUGACAAGAUCAAGAGCUACUAUGGCCACGCCGAGCACCGCGAUGCCGGUUUCGGGGUGCGCCGCCGCGAGAGCCUCUCCUUCAUCCCCAAGGGGCUGGUGCGGAGCAACGUGUGCCGCCUCAAUGGGCUCCCACGGCCCCCCGAGAGCCCCGAGCCCCCCACCCAGCCCGAGGCACCAGAGCCGUGCCAGGGGAACGGGGCGCAGGCAUCAGAGCCGUGCCAGGAGAACGGGGCGCAGGCACCAGAGCCGUGCCAGGAGAACGGGGCCCAGCCCCCAGAGCCGCUGCUCAUCCUGGAGGAAGAUGAUGUGGGCACCACAACAUCGCCCCCAGGGCCAGCCCCGCAGCUGCUGCUGACACCCCCUCACCUGGGCACCAAGGUGUACCAGCUGGCACGGCAGUACAGCCUCCGCAUCAAGAGCCGCCGCGCCGGCUCCCGCCGCCCCCCGCUGCUGCAGGAGGACGGGGACCCGCCACCCAGCGCCCCUUCGCUGGCUGUGCCGCGGGACGAGGCGCUGGUGGCCUCCCCGUCCCCGCGAGCCCCCCGCAGCCCCUCGAGCCCCGUGGGCGCCGAGCCCUUCGCCUGGCCCGACGUGCAGGAGCUCCGUGCCCGUUUCGGUGCCCCGCGGCCACCGCCGGUGAGCCGGAGCCGCUCGGCGCCCGAGGGUCCCGCCCGCGGCGGGCGCCCGGCCGGCAAGGAGCGGGGCGGCGGCCGGAGCCGCAGCGCCGAGGCCACCGGGGGCUCCGACACCCCGAACCCGGCGCCAGCGCGGUACAGCAGUGACGGGGCGCUGUGGGUGGCGGCCGAAGCCCCUCUGGGCCCCGGGCAGCGGGUGGUGGUGCUGGAGCGGCUGCCGGAGCCCCCGGCCUACGUGCAGAUCCGCUCGCCCACCACGCGGGAGAAGAUCUGCCUGAAGGCGGUGGUGGAGCGCUGCAAAGCCUACCAGGCGUCCGAGGAGUACCGGCGGCGCUGCCCCGAGCCCCCCGGCAGCCCCGAGCCGCUGCGCCACGGCCUCGUCAGGGACCUGCGGCAGAAGUUUCAGACGCUCGACGCUGCCAGCUAGGGGCAGGGAUGGGUAGAAGGGGUGGUCCUGUGGACCCCCAACCUUCCUGGGAGAAGGGACACUACAUAGACGUCUAGUUGGAAGAAGGGUCACCCCAUGGAUCCUCAACCUGCCUGGGAGAAGGGGCACUGAAUGGAUCUGCAACUUACUUGGAAGAAGGGGCACCCCAUGGCUCCCCAGCCUGUUGGAAGAAGAAACCCGUUGGGAAUUUACAAUCUGCCCAGGAGAAGGGACACCUCCGUGGACCCCCAGCCCUCCUGGAAGAAGGAGCACCCCACGGACACCUAGCUUGUCCAGGAGAAGGGGCACCCCAUGGCCCCCUAGCCCACAAGUAAAGGGGCGCCCCAUGGACUCCCCCAACCCACCUGGCAGAAGGAGCACCCUGGGGACUCCCAGCCUGCUCUGGACAAGGGACACCCCCUGUUCUCUCUGCCCACAGGACCAGGGGCACCCCAAGAACCUCUUACUACAAGCACCAGAGGUCCCCGUGCCCUGUAGGCACCCAGCACUGCACCCUGCUCGCUUUCACAUCUUUAUUAGAAAAAAAACCCCAAACUGAA
Oenanthe melanoleuca is the source of this 4010-nucleotide messenger RNA. It is a transcript of the gene PLEKHG3, whose product is annotated as pleckstrin homology and RhoGEF domain containing G3. Gene Ontology annotation, molecular function: guanyl-nucleotide exchange factor activity. The record is from RefSeq and is a predicted model, not a curated record. The transcript has 16 exons. NCBI's taxonomy places the organism in Eukaryota, Metazoa, Chordata, Aves, Passeriformes, Muscicapidae. The coding region runs from base 139 to 3450 and encodes 1103 amino acids.